AUGUCGGCUACAGAAUCUCUCACGGUAGUUGAAUACGCACUUCCGCCAUUCGAAGAGUAUACGAAAACUUAUUCUUGUCAGUGUAAAAGCUGUCUAUUGUGCGAAAAAACUCAAUUCUGGAUGCCUCGACUAUUUUUUGCCGGAUUUAUCUUCCCGGUCUGUUGGAUUUUGGUAGUUGCAAUUUUUGCGUAUACCUGCUUCGCAGUACCGCAUGACUUCGAACUGCCACCAAUAACGGAUGACGAGCAGCCUACGUUGUUUGAACUGGAGAUGCAUCGUAAAUGUAUCUGCAAAGCCAAAGAGGUUUCGCCGGAUAAAAGAAUAUUACCAAACGAAAAUAACAAAAAUGAUUCUAGCCCACCACCCAAUCGAUUGGACACUCCUCUAUCGCGCUCAAGACCCAACACUGCCCGUUUGAGCCAAAUUUUGGCCAGCGCCAGGAGUGACUACAUUCACUCCGUCGCUAGUGAUGUUAUACAAUGGCAUACCAAACUUUACAAGUUUCGCCUCAAUUGGGCUCUUAGGGCUGGUUUAUCCUCGGUGUGCUACAUAACGGUAAUCCUGUUUUUGGUUUUGACGUUUCGCUCUAGUAGAAAAAUGCCCAGAAAACCAUGA
Molecule: messenger RNA, 615 nt
Organism: Lachancea lanzarotensis
Lineage: Eukaryota; Fungi; Ascomycota; Saccharomycetes; Saccharomycetales; Saccharomycetaceae
Gene: ASG7
Product: LALA0S11e03994g1_1
Exons: 1
Coding region: 1-615 (204 amino acids)
Source: RefSeq, a predicted model, not a curated record